CCCCGAAUGCACACAGCUAUUUUUGGGUAGGUCAGGUCAAUCAACACUGAGAAAUCGGACAGCAUGGCUCAAACUAAUCCCAUGCCAAUGGGACCAUGGAAGAUCACAGUAUAUGACCAGGAGAACUUCCAAGGAAAGCGCAUGGAGUUCACCGCGUCCUGCCAGAACAUUAUGGAGUGUGGCUAUGACAACAUCCGCUCUCUGAAGGUGGAGUGUGGAGCCUGGGCGGGCUAUGAGCAUUCCAGUUUCUGUGGGCAACAGUUUGUCUUGGAAAGGGGUGACUAUCCUCGCUGGGAAUCCUGGAGUGGAAGCAAUGCCUACCACAUUGAGAGGCUGAUGUCCUUCCGCCCAAUCUGCUCUGCUAACCACAAAGAGUCCAAGAUCGUUGUCUUUGAAGGAGAGAACUUCAUCGGCCGCCAGUGGGAGAUGAACGAUGACUACCCCUCUCUUCAGGCUAUGGGCUGGCCCAAUAAUGAGAUCGGAUCCAUGCAGAUCCAGGGUGGAGCCUGGGUCUGCUACCAGUACCCUGGAUACCGUGGUUACCAGUACAUCAUGGAGUGUGAUCGCCAUGGCGGCGAGUACAAACACUACAGAGAGUGGGGCUCCCACGCUCAGACUUUCCAGAUCCAGUCUCUGCGCAGGAUCCAGCAGUGAGAGGGAUAGCCGUCUUCAUCUUCUCUCCUCCUCCUCCUCUCCCCCUGUGCUUUUUCUGCCUCUUACACCCUAGCAUUCCAAUCCCAGCUUGUUAGAACUCAAAGAUCACAGGCUGACGACCUGGUGCUAUCCAACUUGAGUUUACAGCACUUUUAUUUCCACCAUGCAAGAGAAAAGCAGCCCAGCAGAAAUGAUCUGUGUCGGGCUUGUGAUGCAACUCAGUCUUUGCUCCUUAACGCCGUCACUGUGCAAGAUGUGCAAAA
Molecule: messenger RNA, 917 nt
Organism: Alosa sapidissima (American shad)
Lineage: Eukaryota; Metazoa; Chordata; Actinopteri; Clupeiformes; Clupeidae
Gene: cryba1a
Product: crystallin, beta A1a
Exons: 6
Coding region: 64-654 (196 amino acids)
Biological process (GO): visual perception; lens development in camera-type eye
Molecular function (GO): structural constituent of eye lens
Source: RefSeq, a predicted model, not a curated record